AUGGAACCAAUUAUUAUCAAAAGAAGUUCGGCUAUUGCUAUUUCACCGCAAAAAAUGAAUGUGGUGGCGGGAAUAAUCCGCAAAAAAAAAUUGGAUUAUUCCUUAAAAGUUCUGGAAUUUUUGCCUAAAAAAGGCGGGCGAAUUUUAUAUAAAUUAUUAGCAGGGGUCGCAAAAAGUUUAGAAAAAAGUCAGGAACAACCAGCCAAUUUCUAUCUCCAAAAAGUAGAAGUGAACCAAGGAAAAAUCCAAAAAAGGGUCAUUUAUCGGGCCAAAGGCCGCACUAACCGCAUCAGAAAGAGAUAUAGUUUGAUUAAUUUGUAUUUGGGUCAAAAAGAAACGGUUGCUAAUGAAAAAGCACUCAUAAAAAAUAAGAAGUUAAAAUCACUUAAUUUAUUCGGUAAUGAGAUAGGGGAGGUGGAUUUUUCUCUGCUUGCUUCUUUUCCUAAUUUAGAAUCAAUAAAUCUAAGGAAUGUGGCUCUUAAUCUUUUACAACAAUUAGUAGACUCGAAAAAAAGGAUUGCUGAGUUGGAAGAACAAAUUAAACAAUUACAACAAAAUCUAGAACAACGAGCCGAAAUUGUUAUAGAGAAACGAGCAAUGAAAAAAAGCUUAAUAUUUUUAGAAUCGGCAACUAAAAAAAAGACUAUUCAAUCCUUUUUGGGUGAAGAAUAUGUGAUAUUUGCCACCGGCGGGCAUUUAUGGGAAUUAAAAAAAACGGGAGUAUAUAAUUUAGGAGUGGAUUUAGAAAACUUUCAGCCCUCCUACGAGAUAAUUGCCGAAAAAAAAAAUUUGAUUGAAAAAAUUUUAACAAUUUAUCUGGCCACUGACCCCGACCGGGAAGGAGAAGCCAUCGCCCAAGAAACCGCAAAAUCAUUAGGAAUAGACCCCAUUAAAUGCCAGCGACUACUUUUUUAUGAAAUAACCCCUCGCAGUAUUAAGGAAGCCUUAAGUAAUCCUUUGACUAUUAACCAGAAUUUGGUCGAAUCCCAACUUUCUCGCCAAGUAUUAGACCGCAUGAUAGGUUUUUGUCUUAGCACUAUUUUACAAAAAAAAUUACAAGCCCUAUCGGCCGGUCGGGUUCAAUCGGUAGUUUUGAAAUUAAUUAUUGAACGGGAAGAAUUGAUUAAACAAUUUGAAAAGAAAAAACUCUAUAUUCUUUGUGGUCUGUGCCAGGUCAACCAACAAAAAAUAACUCUCAAACAAGUGGAUGAGGCAGGAGAAUUGAUCCUUUACAAAGAGAAAAGUGUCGCCGAAGAAAUUAAAAAAAAAUUGAGUUUAAUUUUUCAACUAGCCGGCCAAAAAGAAGAAAAAAAGUUCAUUCUCCCCAAGCCUCCCCUUAUCACUUCUUUAUUAUUAUUCGAAGCCAAAUCACAAUUAGGGUUUUCGGUGGCUCAAACCACGCAAAUAGCCCAAAAAUUAUACGAGGGGGUUGGAUUAAUUACUUAUCCCCGAACGGACGCUACUCGUAUUAAUCAGGAGUUCGCAAGUUUUAAUUAUGUUAAUACUAACCCGGCUUGGAAAAAAAAAGAAAAAACCCUUAAUGUUCAGGGAGCCCACGAGUCCAUUCAUCCUACUUAUUUAGAUUACCAGCCCGAAGAAAUUAAAAGUUCCUUAACGGAGGAAGAAUACAAAUUAUAUAAGUUGGUAUACAAUCACACUCUUGCCAGUUUAAUGACCCCGGAAGUUUAUUUUCCUAAUUAUAACGUUAAAUUAAAGAGUGAAUUGAUUGUUCUUUGGUCUCCGGCAAUGCCUGGCAUUUCCCAACUAGAAGCCUAUAAAAUUGAAGUCCAAGAAUAUCAAGAAAAUAAACCGGUCCGUUAUAAUGAAGGUAGCCUGGUUCAAGAAUUAGAAAGAUUGGGGAUUGGUCGUCCUUCUACUUAUAAUUUGUUCGGUCGAGUAUUGUUGAAAAGAGGUUAUGCAGAAUUGAAUGAAAAAGGACAAUUCAUUCCUACUCCUUUGGGAAUUGCGGUUAAUAAUUGA
Molecule: messenger RNA, 1980 nt
Organism: Racocetra fulgida
Lineage: Eukaryota; Fungi; Glomeromycota; Glomeromycetes; Diversisporales; Gigasporaceae
Source: the annotation of a GenBank genome assembly